Molecule: messenger RNA, 993 nt
Organism: Fusarium subglutinans
Lineage: Eukaryota; Fungi; Ascomycota; Sordariomycetes; Hypocreales; Nectriaceae
Product: demethylmenaquinone methyltransferase
Exons: 7
Coding region: 1-993 (330 amino acids)
Molecular function (GO): methyltransferase activity
Source: RefSeq, a predicted model, not a curated record
AUGAGGCCGAUUCGUCCCUUGGUUCGAUCGCGUAUGUUGAAAGUUCCAUCGCAUACCCCUAGAGCUAACAAGCUCCCCAGUGGAAGUUCUACAACUUCUGUGUCGGAAAGCAUUUUAGAGUAUCGUCGCAUCCAAGGCCGUACAUACCAUGCUUCCAAGUUCGCAAACGACUAUCUGUUUCCUAAUGAUGACCAGCAGCUGGAAUCCAUUGAUAUUACUCAUCACUGGCUUACCCUCCUUUUGGAUGGGAAACUCUUUCUUGCGCCAAUCGAAAAAGAUGUCCAGAAUGUUCUGGAUGUUGGAACUGGAAGCGGUAUCUGGGCAAUUGACAUCGGCGACCAAUACCCAAGUGCCAAUGUCGUAGGCACCGAUCUCUCACCUUGCCAGCCGAGCUGGGUCCCACCAAACGUGCGCUUCGAAAUCGAUGAUGCUAACGAGGCGUGGACCUGGGAAAACGACCACUUCAAUUUUAUCCAUAUUCGUUAUCUCUUCGGAGCCAUUCCAGAUUGGUAUCAUCUCUUUGCGGAAGCCUAUCGAUGCUGCAGCCCCGGGGGUUGGAUCGAGUCAGCAGAGGCUGACGUUCGUAUUCGAAGCGAUGAUGGCACUGCAGAUUUGGAGCCAGUUUGGGAGACAUGUAAUAAAAUGUAUGAAGAGGGCGGUAAGGCCCUGGGUCGAGACUUCUUUGUUAGCGACCUUCAGGUUGAAGGGCUGAAGAAGGCUGGGUUUUCCAAUCUUAAGAUAGUCGAUUACAAGAUCCCUAUCGGAGGCUGGCCGAAGGACCCUGCAAUGGCUGAGAUUGGCCGCUUUGUUCAACAGACGUUGGAAAACGAUCUCGAAGCGAAAGGAUACUCAUAUCUCUUGUGGAACGAGGUUCUCCAGUGGCCAAAGGAUGAAUAUCAACUGUUCCUUAUGCAGAUGCGGCAGGCCUUGCGUAAUCGCAAGGUUCACAGUUAUAUCACCAUGCGCUAUGUGUAUGGCCAGAAGCCUGAGUGA